This is a messenger RNA of Chelmon rostratus (copperband butterflyfish), 1841 nucleotides long. RefSeq names its product family with sequence similarity 89 member B (gene fam89b). NCBI's taxonomy places the organism in Eukaryota, Metazoa, Chordata, Actinopteri, Chaetodontiformes, Chaetodontidae. The record is from RefSeq and is a predicted model, not a curated record. The coding region runs from base 273 to 815 and encodes 180 amino acids. The transcript has 2 exons.
UAAACAAAGCCAGGAAGCCUGACAUUAACCCGAGACUCAGCCUCAACUGAAGCCCACUCACACAAAACAGGGAUGCAUUCACUUGCUUUGGCCCUUUGAAAAGCUGGUUUCCAGGACCUGGGACACCGCUCUGUUCUGCUGCUGGGAGAGAGGAAAAUAGCACCCAGGGUGAUGGUGAGACAGCAUAACGCACUGGACUGUUUGCGCAUUUGAAAGCGGUCCAUGCAGAAACUGCUGCCUUCUGUCUCCUGAGUCAGCUGUGCAGCGUUGUGAUGAACGCGAGUCGGGGCGGCGCGGCGGACUGUGCGGUGGGCGGCGUCCUCUCGGUGGAGGGGCUGCCGCCGCUCCCAAAGGGCCUCAGUGGGAUCCUGAACUCCAGCGGCGGGUCGUGGCGGGACAUCGAGAAGGUGCACAGCAAGAGAGCGCGCAUCCAGGCCGACAUCAGCAGGGGCGGCGGGGACGCGCCGCGCGGUCACAGCAAACCGGGAGGACUGGACGCUGCUCUGGCUCUGCUGCGGAAAGAGAUGGUCGGUCUGCGUCAGCUCGACGUGUCUCUGCUGUGCCAGCUGUGGUCUCUCCGGGAGGCCAUCCAGGAGUACAAGGGCUCCUCGCUGCUGUCUGAGGCCUCCUUCAGUGCUGACAAUGGAUACUCUGAGGAGGAGGAGGAGGAGGAGGAAGUAGAAGAGGAAGAUGGGGAGGAGACAGGAGUUCAGUUGCAGCCUCUCUCUUCUUCUUCUUCUUCGUCCUUGUCUCUGCCCCCACCCAGCAGCAAUUCCAGGGACCAGUGGAUCAAGGACUCCUUUCACAUUCCCUGAUGAAGAAACCGUUCCAUGCACCAUGUGCUGCAGGUUCAUGUGUCUUACUGCCCCUUUUGGCCCCGUUUACACUUGCUUACAUGCCAUGCAUCUCUUGUCCAGGUAAUAUAUCCAGUAUAUAGCCUUAUCCACGCUCUUCUGACACUUUUGUCAACCUACAUGCUGCAUACUCGCCACUAAGCUGGCUGGAAUAUUACUCAGAAUUAUUGAGAUGUCUGUGAAUACAAGCAUGGCAUGAAACAAGGUUCCAGAUCAGAUCCAGCUGUCGAUCAAUAAUCUGUAUUUGGUUUAAUUUUAUGAGCAUUUGGCACAUUUUUCUGCUCCAAGAUAUGAUGUUCAGCUGUGAUUCUGUCAAACCAGACCUCUGUAAAUGUCCCCAACCUGACAUUUCCUGUUGAAUUGUAAGUUACGAAAAACUUCCCUGCAGCCUUAUCUUGAUUUUCAAUAAAUCUGAUGAAUUUUUGUACUCUCCUGUAAAAGAGUUUUUAAAAUCUCACUUUCGCUUCAUCUUGAGACUUUAAAGCAGUCUUUAAAUGUACAUAAAUCAUGAGCUUUAUCAGUAUUUUACCUGUAAUAGCAACUCCUGAAUGCAUUAUUAAUUUAACCAUUUUCUCACAGUGCAAGUCCCACCAGCCAGAAGUGGCACCAUCUGCACAGUGGAAAUGGUGAAGAAGUCUUGAAGUGUUUUGGAAAAGCCACUAAAUAAUUUUUUUGUAUUUAAAGCUUAAAGCAAUCUUUGUCACAGCAGACAUGCACAAUAUUUCUGUAUUAGAAUAAAAGGUAAUCAGUGGGUGAUUUGCAAAUAAUGACCAACAGGGGACACACUGUCUCCAGUGAAGAGAGAGCUCCGUCUCUCCUGCGGGCCUCCUCCUCCUCCUCUGAGGUCACGCUGAAAGGAGCAGAGUGGGGAAAAAACAUUUGCUGUGGAGGGAGCAGGAACGAAGGGGGGUGACGUUUGAGUGGGAAGUCUCAUGCUGUUGUCUAUUUAUAAUCAACAUAUGUUGUGGUUAUUGUUAGAAUCUAUGU